GUCGAGAAGAUGGAAGAGAGUAUCGCAAGCCUCGUCUCGAGAGUGAUAGCUCGUUUCUCUCAUCUUCUAGACGCUACCCAGAAUCCUAUCGUUUAUCGCCCACUCUUAAAUGUUCACCCAAAGCUUGUGGAUGAGCAGGCCAGAUUCGAAGUCUGGGCUGGAAACGUUGGCGCGCAUAAGACUAGCCGCUCUUCCCUCGAGUAUCGACUCCGCGAUGCGUCACAAGUAAGAAUUUUUGUUGGAAGACUCCUAACGAGUCUCAUCAAAUGCAUCGAUGGCGCAAUCAAAACUCUCAACGAUCUAAGUGUACCACCAAGUGAGCAUGAGGGUAGCGGUCAAAAGCAUGAGGACCUAAUCUCAGAUCUUGAAGCAUACAUGGAACGCUUUCCUGACAUCAUCAAUUGCCUCAUGAGACUCAUCAUCACGAUUCAAAAUCCAGCGCCGUGGGAUCGUUUCCUGGUUUCGACGAAUAUAGACACUUCGGUAUUCGAGAUAUACGACACUCAACACGUGAGCGCAAAAUUCGAGGGAAUCGAUAGUCAGCUUGCGGAGCGCUUAGGAAAGGCAAUCUCAAGGCGGCGUCAGUACUUCAAGUAUAGAGAGGUUCGUCACGAGAAGCUUUCGCGUCAAGCGGAUGAACAGGCAGACACCAACGUGACGGACACCAUGUCAAGUACCGUGGCAUCUUCUAUCUACGAUCACUCGAAGCCACUCUCGCAGAUCUACGACUUUAGUGAGUCUCAAGACGUGGCUUCCGUGACCUCAUACGACGCUUCAUCUUUAGGAGAUCCUGAAGAAAGGUCGGUCCCAGAAUUGCCAAAGGAAGCAUACGAUGGACCAUUUGAAUGCCAAUUCUGCUUCAUGAUUGUGGACAUAAGAGACACUCGCGCCUGGAGACAACAUGUGUACGACGACCUACGUCCGUACAAUUGCCUAGCCAAAGAUUGUAUUACGCCGGAUCGAGUUUUCGGGAAGAGGCAUCAAUGGAUGCAUCACAUGCUGCAAAAUCACCUCAGGAUAUGGCGUUGCCCUUUCAAUUGCAACCGUACUUUCAAGUCUGCGUCUCAGUCUGCAGAACACUUGCAGACGAAGCAUCGAAGCAGGGUACGUGACGAGCAUAUCGACUUCCUGGUCAAACGGAAUUCUCAGCCCUUGGGUGAGAACGCGGAGGUAACAUGCGAGCUUUGCUCCGAGACGCUCUCGUCGUUGAAGAACUAUCGGCAUCAUGCAGGAAAGCAUCAACAGCAGCUAGCUCUGUUCGCCCUCCCCCAUGUUGAUGAACCGGAGCCCGAACAAGGCCAAGCCAACCAGGCCUCGAACAAGAAACAAGAUUCAGACUCUGACUCCGAGGCCGAGGCUAACUCUGACAACGGGGCCAAACCUGACCCCAAGGACCGGCGCCCUGUCAAUGAUCCGCCUAUGUUCACCGUCAAUAUAAGCAAUCCGUUCCAGAAGAAGCGGUCUUAGCGGCUCGCCUUGGAAAGGCCAGACAGCCAGAUGUCGCCCAGGCCGCCACUCUAGAACACCAAGCCCAUGAUGACGGGUCCGGCCAGUCGAGGCUGGAAACCCAUCACUGAGAGACCGACGCAACUUGAGUGAGAAUCUGUGGGGGG
Colletotrichum acutatum is the source of this 1613-nucleotide messenger RNA. RefSeq lists its product as uncharacterized. Bases 10 to 1467 code for a protein of 485 amino acids. The transcript is spliced from 2 exons. NCBI's taxonomy places the organism in Eukaryota, Fungi, Ascomycota, Sordariomycetes, Glomerellales, Glomerellaceae. The record is from RefSeq and is a predicted model, not a curated record.